AGGGAAAACAACAAGAGCAAGAAGAGAAGAAGAAGAAGAAGAAGAAGAACAGAACCAAACUCAAACCAUCGAAGAAAAGAUGAAGACCUUCACUCUCCUCGUCCUCUUUGGUGUGCUGGCUGCCUGCAUGUCCAUGGGAGUGCUCCCAGACGUGGUUGUUGAUCCUGAAGCUGAUGCUGCAGCUGCACCUGCUGAUCCUGUCGAUGCUGACCCCUCAGUUUCCGACUCCUCCUCUGCCUCAGACUCUUCUUCUGCCUCAGACUCUUCCUCUGCCUCAGAUUCCUCUUCAGCAUCCGAUUCCACCUCAGAUUCUGCCUCAGAUUCUGCAUCUGAUUCAGCCUCUGAUUCCUCCUCUUCUGAGUCCAACUCUGCCAGUGAGGAAGCCACACCUGGACCAGAGCAUGUGGUGGUGAAGAGAUCUGUAGCUGCAUCCAUGCUGAGGAGACACAGGAGAGCCGGCACACCUGCUGCUGCUCUCACUCCUGUCCAGCUGGAAAGUCUGAGAGAGGUGUGUGAAGCGAACGUGGCCUGUGAUGAAAUGGCUGACACAAACGGCAUUGUGGCGGCCUACACCACCUACUACGGCCCCGUCCCAUUCUAAACCUCAGAGGGAAGCUGCUUCUACCUGGACUCAAAUGUAAUCCUCAUGUACAGGCAAUAAAUAAGCUUUAUACCAUUUGAACGGGUUCCACCACUACCCUGCUUUGCAUAGAGGGGAAACAGGGAGCUGACCGGGAUCUGCUGUGGUGAGAGGCAGUGCCAAGUUUUGCUGCAGUUGUGUGUUUUCACUGAAACCACUACUGAGCCCUGCUUUCUCGUUUUGCGGCGGCAGCCACCAUUACAACGACAACUCAUUUGUGUAGUAGUCUAAGAAUAGUCCUGUAAGGUGUACGUAGCCUGUGGUUUGAUCAAUCUAACCGACAACUGUAUUAUAGAACAACACCUGUAUGAUGUCCACCAAUGUAAUAUAAGCUUGUAAGCUUAGGGAUACAGAGCUUUAUUUGCACAGAUUAACUGAGUAUUAGUAGGCAAGCCAUACACGUAUACAAAGCUUUUUUUGUAAUAUUAUAAAUUAUUUCUUUUUUGCCGUGUUUAGGUUGUGUUUUUAUGAAAGAAGACUGUUAUCUUUCUUCACAAAGGUGCUACACCUCCCUAUUUUACCACUGUAAAGUAGGGGAGUUACAUCAUAAACUGUAUUUUAAUGCAGAUAGACUGCCUUAAACUGGCUAGUUGGUGGCCCAUGACUGUGCCAUUGUCUCGUUGUCAAUAGUACAUUUUAUCAUGCGCACAUAGUACUUGAACAGUGAUGCGAUGACAGAAAAGGCUUGUUUAGUGUGUUUUAAUAAAGAUGUUUUAAAUAA
Astyanax mexicanus (Mexican tetra) is the source of this 1361-nucleotide messenger RNA. RefSeq names its product bone gamma-carboxyglutamate (gla) protein, like (gene bglapl). Gene Ontology annotation, cellular component: extracellular region. The coding region runs from base 80 to 601 and encodes 173 amino acids. The transcript has 4 exons. Gene Ontology annotation, molecular function: calcium ion binding; hydroxyapatite binding; structural constituent of bone. NCBI's taxonomy places the organism in Eukaryota, Metazoa, Chordata, Actinopteri, Characiformes, Acestrorhamphidae. The record is from RefSeq and is a predicted model, not a curated record. Gene Ontology annotation, biological process: response to vitamin K; osteoblast differentiation; bone development.